CCCUCCACUCCGGCGCGCGCGGCUGGAUCGCGGCCGAAGCCGCCAUUGUUCCGCCGAGGGAGGUCAGCCCGGCCUGGCACUGGCGCCCGGACGCCGCUUAGCGGCCGCCACUGGAGACACUCCCUCCGCCGCACCCCCCCUCCUCCUCGCCGGCGGUGGCGGAGCGAAGCUGACGCGCCGGGGGGGCGCAGUUGGGAGCCCCCCUCACCUCCCUCCCGGUGGCGUCAACGGCCGAUCCGCCGCCGGCUCCGGCGCGAGGGGCGGCUGCGAUGCGCUCGGCCUGAGGCCGCCGUCGUCGGCCGGGCCCUGUCUUCGCUUCCCUUGACUCUCGCCCGGCGGGCGGCGGCGUCGUGCGCCCCGGCGUCCUCCAUCCCUCGAGGAGGCCCCUCUGACGGGGAGGGAAGAUGGCUGCACGGGGCUGGCAGGACGAGCUGGCCCGGCAGGCCGAGGAGGGCUCGGCGCGGCUGCGGGAGAUGCUGUCGCUCGGCCUGGGCUUCCUGCGCACCGAGCUGGGCCUGGACCUGGGGCUGGAGCCGAGGCGGUACCCGGGCUGGGUGAUCCUGGCGGGCACGGGCGCGCUGGGGCUGCUGCUGCUCGGGCUGCUGGGCUGCGGCUGGGCCGCGGCGUGCGCCGGCGCCCGGAGGAAGCGGAGGAGCGCGCCCCGCCGGCGCGAGGAGGCGGCCGCCGCGCCCGCCCCGGCCCCGGCCCCGGCCCCGGCCCCCGACGACCUGGCCUUGCUCAAGAGCCUCCGGGGCGACGAACAGAAGAAGAAGAACCGCAAGAAAUUGCCCGAGAAGCCCAAACCAAAUGGACGGACUAUUGAAGUGGCUGAGGAGGAAGUUGUCCGAACUCCUCGAAGUGUAACAGCUAAGCAGCCAUUAGAGACAGAUAAGAAAAAUGAAAAGUCAAAGAAAAAUAAGAAGAAAUCAAAGUCAGAUGCUAAAGCAGUGCAAAACAGUUCACGCCAUGAUGGGAAGGAAGUUGAUGAAGGAGCCUGGGAAACUAAAAUUAGUCACAGAGAAAAACGACAGCAACGUAAACGUGAUAAGGUACAGACUGACUCUGGUUCAUUGGACUCAACUAUCCAUGGGAUAGAAAAUACCAUCACAGUUACCACCGAUCAACUUACAACCGCAUCAUUUCCUGUUGGUUCCAAGAAGAAUAAAGGUGAAUCUCAUCUUAAUGUUCAAGUUAGCAACUUUAAGUCUGGAAAAGGAGAUCCUACACAUCAGGUUUCUUCAGGAUUGAAUGAAAACCCCACUGUAAAUGGAGGAGGCUGGAAUGAAAAGUCUAUAAAACUCUCCUCACAGAUAAGUGCAGGGGAGGAGAAGUGGAAUUCUGUUUCACCUGCUUCCGCAGGCAAGAGGAAAACUGAGCCAUCUGCUUGGGGUCAAGACACCGGAGAUGCUAAUGUGAAUGGAAAAGACUGGGGGAGGAGUUGGAGCGACCGUUCCAUUUUUUCUGGUAUUGCUGCUUGGUCUAGUGUGGAUAGGGGAAUGAAUACCUCUGAACAGAAUUCUGCUUCUUUUGCAUCUCUCACACUUAACUCUGCUGUUCCUGUGUCUGGAUCUACUGCUGAGCCAGUUUCUCAGGCUACCACUUCUGAUUAUCAGUGGGAUGUUAGCCGUAAUCAGCCCUAUAUCGAUGAUGAAUGGUCUGGGUUAAAUGGUCUGUCUUCUGCUGAUCCCAGCUCUGAUUGGAAUGCACCAGCAGAAGAGUGGGGCAAUUGGGUAGAUGAAGAGCGAGCGUCACUUCUAAAGUCCCAGGAGCCAAUUCCUGAUGAUCAAAAAGUUUCAGAUGAUGAUAAAGAAAAAGGAGAGGGUGCUCUUUCAACCGGGAAAUCUAAAAAGAAAAAGAAGAAAAAGAAGAAGCAAGGUGACGAUAACUCUCCUGCACAGGACCCAGAAGAAUUAGAAAAAGAGAUUAGAGAAGAGCUUCCAGUGAAUACCUCUAAAGUUCGUCCAAAACAGGAAAAAGCUUUUUCUUCGAAAACCAUAAGCACUAGUGAUCCAGCAGAAACACUUGUCAAAAAUAGCCAGCCUAUCAAGACUCUUCCACCUGCUGUUUCUACCGAGCCAUCUGUUAUUUUAUCAAAAAGUGAUUCUGACAAGAGCUCUUCCCAAGUGCCACCGAUGCUACAAGAGUCAGAUAAAUCCAAGUCAAAUACUAAGCAAAAUAGCGUGCCUCCUUCACAAACCAAGUCUGAAACUAGCUGGGAAUCCCCAAAACAAAUAAAAAAGAAGAAAAAAGCCAGGCGGGAAACGUGAAUUUUCUUUUCCUGAAUAGGACAUGUGUUUGCAGACACUGUCUUGAAGAUUAUGCUGUUUAUGCAAUAAUUUGUGAACAUGUACAGAGUUUUAUAUAAAUUUAAACCAAUUUUUAAGACAAAACUGUGAACAUAACCACCAUAAAAAUGGAAUCAAAGGAAAGUUAAUUUAUGAAAUUAAGAGGUCAGCAGAAUAUAUAUACUACAUUGCUGGAAGACACUUGGGAAAGUCUUUUCAAUUUAAUGAGAACGUUCUUAAUUCAAGAAUAUUAUCCUGGUUUUACAACAGUGCCCUGUUUACAACAGAUUGUGCCCUAUUUCUUCUGCAACUGAGGAAUAAAGGAUUCUGAUUAGAGAGAGAGGGUUGCCUACAAAUUCGUAGGCAACUUCUCGGACCUUAUGCACGGAACUUAUACCAUUUGAAUCUGUUUUAUGCUUAAAUCAAAGUGCUUUGAUCAAAUAAUCUGCCAUAUCUUUACAUAUUUGUUGGUAGCAAUUUGUAUUAAAGGAAUCACAAGUGCAAAUAAAAAGUCAUUUAUCAUUUAUUUAACUAAACUGUCAUGGUUUAGUUUAUAAUUUUUAAAAAGUUCUUAAUUAAAACAUUGAAAAUGCAGUUGACACUUAUGGCUUAUGAACUUAUUUUUGAUAGUCUUACAUUACUUGAAUUGUUCAAAGUACAAUAUAUUUUAAAUUAAGAAUGGUAAACUGUAUGUCUUUGUUUUAUACUUUCAAAGAUGAGACUCACAAAUAAUGCUCUUGUUUAUGAUUUGAAAACUUUCAAACAAAAUGUAACUUAUUUUUCCUUUCCCUAGCAAUUUUUUCCAGUGUCAUCUCCUCAUUACUAACACUUUUUGACUAUAAAAAUGAAAUCUUUCACAAACUAGUUCUACAGACAGAACUUUUGAGUAUACGAUGGAGAAUGGAAACCUAGCGUCAAACAGCUUUAAUUGACAUUGUCAAGACCUCCAGCUAUCAGGAAUACGUUUUUUACUGCCUUAACCUGGAGUGCGUAGAAUAUGCAUCAAUUUCUUGAAGGGGAUUCGUGUUUUUAUAAGAAUUUUCUUGUAAUUAUUGCAAUCAUGGUCAAAUAAGGAAUGUUUCCUGCUUGAAACUAUUAAUUUAAAUGCUGUGGGAGCUGUUUUACCAUUUCAGGCACUGUGUAAUUCUAUUGUGAUAAACUGGCAGGUAUCUUUGUAACUAUAAAUAGUGCAUGCUCAGCCAUGUACACUGUAAAUAGCCUUUACCAAACGUGUUUGACAAGGACCAUAAUUAACAUCACUUAGUGAAUUGUGAUAAAGAAAAAAGCCAUGAUUUGAUGUGAUUGGCUUAAUUGUUUUUAUGUGGCGCCAAGAAUGAAACUGUUUAGCUGUAACCAAUGGUACUGAUCUGUCCAUCCAGCGUUGUCUUUAUUCUCUUUGAUUGUGAUUUGAUAGUAUUGCAUUGUCAAUCCAGGAAAGCUAAAGAUACAAAAUGGUUUUAGUUUUGCUGAAGACUGGCCUUAUUAAUGGACAGCUUUCCUAACACGCGAUUAUUAACUCUUUAUCGGGUGUCAACAUCUGUUUCAGGAACAUGGCAGUAUGUUUACAUGUCAGAAGUUUUGUUUAUGAUAUUUCUAAAUUGAUUUGUUUUAAAUAAAUUCAGCAAAUGGAUAGCAUUGUUUUUAUUUGCUUCAAUAUUGGGAUAAAUAUGCUAACAUGCAAGGAAUGGAUUCCUUCAAAUGACUUUAGUCUGUUAGCUUUUCACAUAGAUGAUUCCUAAGUAGAUUCAAGGAUUCCUGUGUUGCCGGCACUUUGUAAAGAUCUGACAAAGGAGAAUUCAGUAGGGAGUCUAAUUUUAGGAUGUGCCAAAAGAUGUGUGCUCAAAAAAAUUAAACUCUCUCAACUCUACCUCACCAUUUCUUUAUCCUAGAAUUUUGUUGGCUAUGUCAAGUGUAGAACUUUGUUUCUCAGUUUAGUAUCACCCAGUCAACCAUUUAUGCCAGAUGUUAAAGACACUGUCUUUUAAGGAGAAAUGAAUUGUGGCGCUGGAACAGUAAAUUUGUUCUCGUUCACAUGCAUGAGGUGCAAACUCCUGCCGGAUUACAGUAUUAUUGUUGCUUGCUCUUGACGUGACCCAGAGGUCUUUCUGUGACAUGAAAGGAGUUUCUGGAAUCUGAACACAGGAACUGUUCCCAUCAUCAACUCAGAAGGCAUACAAUCAAGUAGUGAUUCAGGGAGGAGGGGGAGAGAGGAGCCCAUUGCUCCCUGGGGCUCUGAUUAGUGGCUCCCCAAACUGUCAGUAGGAAGAUGACUGAUCCCUUUGGUCUUCAGGCCUGGAGGGCACCUGUUCUGAGGAGCAAUUAAGGCUCCUGUAGAAACUACUUUAAAAUCGUCCUAAUCCCUUCUGUCUCCGUACACUGAAAAUUCCUCUCUAUUCUGGACUGGGGAGUAGUGGUUUAGGGUUUCCCCAGGUGGAACCCUCAUCUAACUAUACUCUGGACUAAGUGAAACAGUUGAGAGAGUCCAAAAAGUAUUAAAAUCAAACGCCAAUGUAAUUUACCAUGUUUACUUUGUGCAUGCGUUCUGUUGGGGGGUGGGGAGGGGACAGUGAAAAUAAUACAUUCAAAUCUAAUGGUAUUACUUCAUAGACUAAUCCAGUUUGUAUUUGGUUAAAAAAUAUUGAAGGGCAAUAUUUAACUACAGAGUUUAGUUUUUCUUCAUUAAAAACAGUCGUCUGUUAAUAUAAGGUCUUUCAAAACUUAGAAAUUAGGUUUAAGAUGUCUAAUAGAUGUCUUAAGUCUUUCCUGUAAACUCACUGCACAAACUGGAAUUACUUUCCAAAAGACUUAGGGAAUGCAAAUGUGUUAUUUGUAAAAUGCAUUGAGUAUUGUAAAUAAAGCCAUUUUUGUUUUGUUUAA
This is a messenger RNA of Pipistrellus kuhlii (Kuhl's pipistrelle), 5162 nucleotides long. It is a transcript of the gene MTDH, whose product is annotated as metadherin. NCBI's taxonomy places the organism in Eukaryota, Metazoa, Chordata, Mammalia, Chiroptera, Vespertilionidae. Gene Ontology annotation, cellular component: nucleus. The transcript has 14 exons. Gene Ontology annotation, molecular function: transcription coregulator activity; NF-kappaB binding. The record is from RefSeq and is a predicted model, not a curated record. The coding region runs from base 405 to 2267 and encodes 620 amino acids. Gene Ontology annotation, biological process: positive regulation of canonical NF-kappaB signal transduction; negative regulation of apoptotic process; positive regulation of angiogenesis.